This is a messenger RNA of Aspergillus calidoustus, 447 nucleotides long. NCBI's taxonomy places the organism in Eukaryota, Fungi, Ascomycota, Eurotiomycetes, Eurotiales, Aspergillaceae. The record is from the annotation of a GenBank genome assembly.
AUGCAGGCAUACGGACUUGAGCUGGACUAUGAUUCCGACGACUCUGGCUCUCUCAUCGUCGCCUACCCCGUCUCCCCUCCACAUCGAUCUCCGAAAACGAGACCAAGCGAGCCUGGACCGGGAAGAACAGGAUCAUACGAACGAACACGUCCGGUUGGAUGUUUGAACAACAAUGACAGUCGCAGUCGGGGCGCGAGGUUCUCUAAGAGCAAAAACUGUAAAUCGAUAGUCAAAACACCGCCUUCGACGCUCCCAAGUGAGAUCGAGGAGGCUAAGACGGCGCUUGCCACAAGAUCCGAUAUCGAGCAAUGGGCCAAGCUGUCGGAGAGUCCUAUCAAGCCAAGUAAGAGGGAGGAUACAGAGAGUGCGGAUCGUUCACCGAAACAUCCUACCAGACAUAUCACGGUAGUUGUUGUCGAGGGUGUUGAGUCGGAGGCUGAGGGGUAA